This is a messenger RNA of Sesamum indicum (sesame), 771 nucleotides long. NCBI's taxonomy places the organism in Eukaryota, Viridiplantae, Streptophyta, Magnoliopsida, Lamiales, Pedaliaceae. The record is from RefSeq and is a predicted model, not a curated record.
UGAUGCUUCAGAAAGCUAUCAUCACUCGUCUCAUGGCUGACUUUGCUGCCAAGAGGGCCUCCAAAGAUCUUGGUUAUUUCCUUGCCGUGACUACAGUUGCCAGCAUUGGGGAGGGAAAAGUCCGACAGCAGUCUGGCGAUGUCCUCUUUCCCGUCGAUUUUAGCUGCAUCACCUUCAAGAUGCUAACUGGAGAAGUCUUGGAAGGCAUAGUCCACAAAAUUCUGAAACACGGCAUCUUCUUGCGAUGUGGGCCGGCAGAGAGCGUCUAUCUCUCUCAUCAGAAAAUGGAUGAUUACCAGUAUGUGCCUGGCGAAAACCCCUACUUCAUGAACAGCAAGUCAUCGAAAAUUGAAAAAGGCGUGGUGGUGCGGUUCUUGGUGAUUGGGGAGAAGUUUAUAGAGGCUGAGAAAGAUUUCCGAGCUGUUGUCACCCUGGAGGGUGAUUACCUGGGGCCCAUCUCUUAGCAAGUUUACCAGAAACAACUGGCUGCUAUCUUUUCGAGUUCUGAACAUGUAUAAGCCAAUCAAGAACAGGAGACCUAGUAUUGGUUCCACAGUCACUCUUAAGGUUUCGCACUUUUGAAGUUAGAAUAUGCUUCAUCUGCAAUUAUUGCGGGAUUUCAAGGGGGCAGAAUUGCUGUGCUUCUGAACCUUUUUUCUACCUUGUUGUCUUAGUUUCUUUUCUGAGCUGUGUAAAAAAGUUGGCUAGGAUUUUGUAACUUCUGCCUAAUUAAUGAAUUUGUACUGUUAGUUGGCAUUCUUGUUGAUUUUA